UUAAGCGCAGCUUGCUUAAACUACACAGUGGAACCCAACGCAUGAAGUGAUCUGUACCCCACUACAUUCCAGACAACAUCUGAGAGUGUUGGAUAACUGAAACAAGAACAGAAUUAAAACUUUUAUCCUCCUGAACAAUGAAGGUUAAAUUGGACAUUUGCAGCGUAGAUGUCUGUGCUUCCUUUUCAAUAAAGUCCCACUUUUGUGUUACAUAAUUCUUCGCGGGAACCUAAGUGUUUUAAAAGUAUGCUCACCAAACCUCACUACCAAAUCUGAGUCCCUGAUUGGUUAACUGGUUUAACUUUUUUUCUUCUUCUCUAUUUUAACUUGUCUUGUCCAACAGCUGAGCAAACAGAUGAGAGCUGAUAGCUUCUUGUGUUUGUGGGAAAUAGACAUUUUUUUAUUUAUAAGUUGGACAAGAUAAUGUGGAAGCUAAGCUCCCCACAACAGUUUUGUUUUGUUAAUUGUGCAAAACACCUUGCAUGUUGUGCAUCUUUAAGACGCCACUAGGUGGCGCUUGCAAAAUUCUGAGAAGAGAGAGAGUUUUCUGAGAAAGACCAGCACGUUAACAGGGUCCGUGGCUGGUGAGCUAAAAACGAGAAAGGAAGUGCAGUUGCCUUUUCAUGUCGGUGGACUAAUAAACAACUGAAUUCUAUCAAGCGGCCUCCUCAUCUCUUUCAAGAGUGCAACAAAAUUUGGUAGCAGAGGAUGGUUCAGCGGUGCAUGGACAGCCUGUGAGUCGGACCGAAGGGAAAGGAGCACGAUGGAGUUGGAGCAGCUACAGGACAAGCUAAGUGAAGCCUUGGUGCAGCUACAGCCUGAGCAGCUACAGAAGGUAUGCUCUUUUGCGAAGAUCGACCCGGGACUGUUAUCCAAAAAGCACACGCUGAUAAGAUUGAUAAGUGAAGAAGUAGAAAAAAUUGUUGAAAGCGAAGAGGAGGAUACCACGUGCGCUUUUCUGCUAAAGCUAAUCAGCUAUGCUAAUGAGGCUAAGCCAGCCACGCUGCAGCCUUCCCCGCCACCGCAGCUUCAAACCGCAGACACAAGUCAUGAUCAUGCUGAAGCUCUUUUGAGUUUACAAAAGCAAUAUGCGGUUCUGCAGGAAAGUUUCGUAGAGUCAACUAAGCGGAUUGAAGCAGAAAUGGCCAAAUUAACAAUGAGAGGGGCAGGCCAAGCACAAAGUCACCCGAGUCUGACGCAGCACGUGGUCCCCCCAGCUCCUACUCUGCCUGAAGUGAGCAUUAGAAAAGAGUUUCGGAUUAAUGGCCAGAUCGGAGAGCGGGGACAAAAGGACAAAUUGUCUUAUUCAAACCUCAUCCACCAGAUUGACAUGGGUUUAAAGAAAAAUCACAGUGAGGCUGAUAUCAUUGAAGCGGUUGUCAGAGCAGUGAGUCCUGGUCUCAGCUUGCGUGAUAUGCUGGAGAUAAAGUCAGACCUCACCCUCUCACAGUUGCGGACAAUCCUGCGUGGACAUUAUAAAGAGGACAGUUCCACUGAUCUUUACAAUUGCUUGAUCAAUCUCACCCAAGAAUGUAAUGAGUCACCACAGAACUUUUUGUUUCGGGCCAUUGAAUUAAAAGAAAGACUGUUGCUAGCAUCAAAAGAGCCUGGUGCAGAAGAACAGUACAGCCCCGAGUUGAUUCAGAGAAAGUUCCUGAGGGCUGUGGAAACUGGACUGUUAAGUGCUGAUAUAAAAUAUCAACUAAAGCGCUACUUGGAGGAUCCAGCUGUUACUGAUGAGCACCUGAUAGCCAAAAUAAAUGCAGCUGCUAGUCUUGAAUGGGAAAGAAAGCAAAAGUUCAAAAAGCACGUCAGAGAACCCAGGGUCAAAGAAGUCAGAGUGGAAGCCCAAGCAGGUCCAGAGACGGCAGUGGCCAGUGUGAGUAGCCGACCAUGUCCUACAAUGACAAAAGGUAAAACGCCUGAAAUGCCAAAUGCAACACGCACGGAAUCAGAGCUUCUUGACAUGGUAACACAGCUUAAAGGGGAAAUGGAAGAGAUAAAGAAAGCCAUUCGUGAGUCUCCCCGAGCCCCUUUUCAUUUCAGAACCAACAGGAAACGAGGGUGCAAGAGCUGUCAGGCUGCAAACAAUGGAGAGCAAUGCGACCACUGUUUCAAAUGUGGGAGGAGUGGCCAUUUGUCACGGGACUGCAGAUCUGGAAAAACACAAGGUAAAGGGCCAGUAAACAUGGCUGCUAGCACUGUCAUCACCAGACCUACACAAGCUGAGACACAAGAGCUUUACCAGCUAGUAACAGACAGCAUUCAGAAAUUAGAGGCAAGGUUGGCAGCUAAAACAGAGUCAACUCCGGAUAAAGAAACCAUUAGUGUCAAUCUACUGUCCCCAAAUCGCAGAUCACAGCUUCUCAACCUGAUUGGAAAAAAAUAUGUGAUUUCCUGCUCACUUAAUGAUGUGGAAACAAAAGCUUUGUGGGACACAGGAUCGCAGGUCUGCCUCAUAAAUGAGACUUGGAGACAACGCAACAUGCCAAACACAACAGUCAGGGAUCUAAUAGAGUUAGUUGGUCCAGAUAUGUUGGAUGGGAGGGCAGUAAACCAGACACCAAUUCCAUUUUCCGGGUGGGUGGAGGUUACUUUUAAACUUCCAACAGACACUUGUUCGAAAAUCGAGCUGCUUGUCCCAGUGUUAGUGGCAUCCGGAGUGGGAGUGGCGGAGCAACCCAUAAUUGGAUUUAAUGUGAUUGAACAGGUCCUUAAGAUGGGCAUAGAACCUCCUGAUGCAAUCAGUGAUGCAGUCAGCACCGCCUUUUCCUUUGAUUGUAAAAAGACUGAAGUUUUCUUAAAAGUGAUGCAAAAUGGAGAGGAUGGCUUGGGAGAAGGCAUUGUAAAAUUGGGUUGUGACACAGUGACUGUUCCUGCUGGCCAAACUAAAACAGUAAAGUGUUUUGUCCGAACUGGCACCCUUACAGACGCACAGGAUGUACUGUUUGAGCCGAGCCAACACACUCAAUUACCAGAGGGGUUACAGGUGCAGAAGGGGGUAGUAAGGUUAAAAAGAGGAAAACGGGCAGCAGUAACGAUUCCAAUUACAAACAGUACAACUUAUGACAUUCGGCUGCCAGGUAAAACCAUUUUUGGGCAAACGCAAAGACUCAAGGUCAUCUACCCUGCAGAAAUGAGACCCACUACGGUAGGGCAGGUUGGGACAAACACUGUAAACUCAAAGGCGGAAAACGGAGAAGGCAAAGAAACAGACCUCACUGAAAAGGAGCCGGUGGACGCCUGGGAACCUCCGGUUCCCCUGGAUCACCUUUCUCCAGCCGAGAAAGACAAAGUCAAACAGCUUUUAAGGGAGGAGAGAGAUGCUUUUGCACGUGAUGAGUAUGAUGUAGGUACAAUUCCCUCUCUGCAGUUGAAAAUAAGACUGAACGACCCCACCCCUGUUAAAAAGACAUACAUUUUUGUCCCCAAGCCACUUCAUAAAGAAGUAAAAGAAUACUUGGAAGAUCUGUUAAACAGGGGUUGGAUAACCAAAUCAAAGUCAUCUUACUCAAGUCCCAUUGUCUGUGUGCGGAAAAAAGAUGGGGGCCUUCGCCUGUGCUGUGACUUCAGGGAGCUAAACAAAAAGUCAAUACCCGAUCGCCACCCUAUUCCCCGCAUACAGGACAUGUUAAACAGUCUGAAGGGAAGUGCCUGGUUCUCAGUCCUCGAUCAAGGCAAGGCAUAUCACCAGGGCUUCCUGGAAGAAUCCAGCCGUCCCCUCACUGCAUUUAUUACGCCCUGGGGUCUCUUCGAAUGGACUUUUGAUGAUCAUCUGCGGGAUCUAAGAGACGUCCUACACCGAUACAAAAGCCACGGAGUGAAGUUGACUCCUCGUAAAUGUGAGGUUUUCAAAAAGAAGGUACGUUUUCUUGGCAAGUUAGUCACAGAAGAAGGCUAUACUAUGGACCCUGCAGAUGUUGCCCCUGUGCAAGCCCUGAAACACAAUCAGCCCACAACAGUAGGAGAGUUAAGGAAGCUGUUAGGUUUUGUUUCAUAUUACCGCAGUUAUAUACCUAACUUCUCCCGAAUAGCAAAGCCUUUAUAUGACCUCCUGAGUAAUGACAAAAUGGGCACAAUAAAACAAAAACCCAAGAAACAAAGUAACUUUGGGUAGUUGGCCUCAUCACACAAAAUCAACUGGUCUUCUGAACAUCAGAGAGUUUUGUGCCAACUCAUUGACUUUCUCUCCCAGCCUCCAGUGUUGGGUUGCCCAGACUUUGAGGAGCCAUUUAUUGUCCACUGUGAUGCUUCCCAAGAAGGGCUAGGAGCGGUGCUAUACCAGCGACAAAAUGGAAAACUUGUGGUGAUAGCGUACGGCUCCAGAAGUCUAACUGCCCCAGAGAAAAAUUAUCACCUCCAUUCUGGGAAGUUGGAAUUCCUUGCACUGAAAUGGGCCAUAAGUGAGAGGUUUAGGGAUUUUCUGUAUUAUUCCCCACCAUUUACAGUUUAUACAGACAAUAAUCCUCUCACCUAUGUGCUCUCCACGGCGAAGUUAAAUGCCACAACACAGAGGUGGGUUGCGGAGUUAGCCGAUUUUCAGUUUGUGAUUAAGUACCGGCCCGGAAAAGCAAACAGGGAUGCAGAUGGCCUCUCACGAAUGCCACUAGAUAUGGAGCAGUAUAUGAGCAAAUGCAUACAGGAUGUUCACCCAGAUGUAAUACAGUGUGUGGUGCAGGCGGUCAGUGUAAAGUCUCAAAAUAACGAGCCAUGGCUUUGUCCAGUGACCAUUUCUUCUCUCAUCAGUGAAACAGAGCAAGCAGUCACUUCCAUUGCUGAACUUCCAAAAACAGUCUUGAGAAGGGCUCAAGAAGAAGAUGCAGUCCUAGGAGAUGUUGUGCGCUAUGUGGAGUCAAAUCAAUGGCCAAAAAGUGGAAAACGUCUUAAUAGCAAAGUUGCAGCAUUAUUUAGAGAAAAACACAAACUAAAAAAAGGUGAGGAUGGGCUAAUUUACUGACAGACUGCAUCCCGCACCCAGCUGCUGUUGCCUCAGAAGUAUCACAAGCUAGUUUAUAAGGAGCUUCACGAAAAGAUGGGUCACUUAGGGGUGGAGAGAGUCAUGAAUCUAAUCAGAGAGCGAUUUUACUGGGCUAACAUGCAGAAAGAUGUAACACAUUACAUCACAAAGGUGUGCAGCUGUUUAAAAAACAAGCGUCCCAACAGGCCCACAAGAGCCCCUUUGACUAACAUCAUCACCACCUACCCCUUUGAGCUAGUCUCUGUGGACUUCCUGCAUCUGGAAAGAUGCAAAGGCGGUUAUGAGUAUAUUCUGGUUUUAAUGGACCAUUUUACACGUUUUGCUCAAGCCUACCCCUGCCGCAACAAAGCCGCCCACACUGCCGCUGAGAAGAUCUUUGGAGACUUUGCACUCAGGUUUGGGUUCCCCACCCGUCUCCACCACGAUCAGGGAAAAGAGUUCCAAAAUAAACUGUUUGCAAAGUUACAGGAGUAUAGUGGUGUCCAGGGGUCCAGAACAACUCCCUACCACCCACAAGGAAAUGGGCAGGUGGAGCGGUUUAACCGCACUUUGUUGGCUAUGCUCAGAAACCUGCCAGAAGCAGACAAGGCUGAUUGGAAGUCGUCUCUUGCCAAGGUGGUUCAUUCCUAUAACUGCACCAGGAGUGAGGCAACGGGAUAUGCACCCUAUUACCUUUUGUUCGGCCGCAGCCCAAAGCUCCCAAUCGAUCUAAUGUUUGGUCUAGAAACCAGAGAACAGAGUUCAUCUCAACAGGACUACGCAGAAAAAUGGAGAGCUAAAAUGGCUGAAGCUUAUAGGCUAGCCUCAAAGUCAGCUCAAAAGGAAGCCAUGAGAGGAAAAGCCCUGUACGACAGAAGGACAUAUGGUGCAGAAUUGCUUCCUGGCUCCAGAGUGCUUGUUAGAAACCUAACAGAAAAAGGAGGGCCAGGAAAACUAAGAUCAUUCUGGGAACAUCGAGUUCAUGUAGUAACCCAAAGGAAGCACCAAGACACCCCAGUGUAUGAAAUUAAACCUGAAAAUGGCAAAGGACGCACCCGGGUAAUGCACAGAAAUUUACUCUUGCCAUGUGACUUUCUCCCGCUGGACACAGAAGACUCUCAACAAGAAAAAAUGAGAAAGAAAAGAUACACUCAAGAACAUCAGGUGAACACUCGAGAGAGCUCAGCUGAUGAAGAAGAGGAUGAAGAGUGCUGGCGUGCGAUUAGCGGACUGCCAGCUGGAAGGGAUACACGCAGCCGCCUUCAACUCAGAGCUGAAGCGCCAGUGUUUCACCCCUACAACAAAAGAAGUCAAGAGAGUGAGAACAGCGACUCAGAUGAAGAUGCAGGACCACAGCCGGCACUGGAGCCUGAUGAUGCAAUGGCUCCAGGUGACCCAGCUGAGAAAGAUGAGGUCCAGGCAGAGGUGCCGUUUGAGUCCAGUUCCAGUGACCAGGAAGAUCCUCCCUACAACUCUGUGAAACAGUAUCCUUUCCGACAAAGAAAAAAAAGACAAGUGUUUACCAAUGAUAAAUUAGGUCUGCCUAGCACUUCAUAUGUUUAAGUGUAAAAAUGAAGUGUAACAAAUAGGCUAUGUUAAAGGAAAAAAAAACAUUAAGUUAAUGAAUAGUUGUAAUGUUAAACUUAUUCUAAUAUUGACCAAUAUUUGUUAUGUUUAGAAAAAAAAAAGAUUUUAGUAUGUUUGAUUACCAGGCAAAAGAGCCACAUGUGGGUUACACUGGUAGGUUAUUUCUAUGUUGAGUGCCUUACUCUCAGGAAAGAUGCAGAUACCCUCUGUUGGUGGUUGGUGUAGGAGACUGUCAUCGUGCACAAAGGCAUCUUCUACAGACAUGCAGCAUGGAAAAAAAGGAGAUACAUGCUGUAUUGUGGACUGUAACCAGUUAGCAUCUUGAUUUACACUAAUGUUCCUGACUCCUACAUUGUGUGACCCUGCUUUCAUGUAAUACGUUGUUUCCAUAUGUGGACUGUUGAUAAUUGAUGUUUACAUUUUUUUUCUCAGAUAUUUUAGAAUGUCGAGGCGACAUUACAAUUUUGAGGGGAGAGUGUGGGAAAUAGACAUUUUUUUAUUUAUAAGUUGGACAAGAUAAUGUGGAAGCUAAGCUCCCCACAACAGUUUUGUUUUGUUAAUUGUGCAAAACACCUUGCAUGUUGUGCAUCUUUAAGACGCCACUAGGUGGCGCUUGCAAAAUUCUGAGAAGAGAGAGAGUUUUCUGAGAAAGACCAGCACGUUAACAGGGUCCGUGGCUGGUGAGCUAAAAACGAGAAAGGAAGUGCAGUUGCCUUUUCAUGUCGGUGGACUAAUAAACAACUGAAUUCUA
This is a messenger RNA of Oryzias latipes (Japanese medaka), 7295 nucleotides long. The record is from RefSeq and is a predicted model, not a curated record. NCBI's taxonomy places the organism in Eukaryota, Metazoa, Chordata, Actinopteri, Beloniformes, Adrianichthyidae.